Molecule: messenger RNA, 1554 nt
Organism: Colletotrichum higginsianum IMI 349063
Lineage: Eukaryota; Fungi; Ascomycota; Sordariomycetes; Glomerellales; Glomerellaceae
Product: origin recognition complex subunit Orc5
Exons: 3
Coding region: 1-1554 (517 amino acids)
Biological process (GO): DNA replication initiation; DNA replication
Cellular component (GO): nuclear origin of replication recognition complex; nucleus
Molecular function (GO): DNA replication origin binding
Source: RefSeq, a predicted model, not a curated record
AUGGCGUCACUCUUCCAGUUGCCAGAAGAGCUUCUUCUGUCUCCUCUGUAUGAACGAUUCCCCUGUCGAGAAUAUCAAAUCCGAUCUCUAGCCACCCUCCUCCAUCCUACAGCAGCGCCUUGUCGGAACCUGGUCGUCUACGGCACCGAGGCCACCGGCAAGUCCGCCGUCGUCGAGGCCCUCCUGCAAACCCUCUCCAAAACCUCCGACAAGGAGCCAGAACCCGAACCGUCUCUCAAGUUCGCCAUCAUCAACUCCAUACAAUGCAUCACAGGCCGGCACCUGUUCGAGAGGACCGUCGCCUCCGUAGUAGAUGCCAUACAAUGGGAGGCGCCACCCAAGAAAUGCGAGACUCUGGCGCAGCUGAUGGUUGAGCUGUGCAAGAUGCUCAAGUAUACUCAACGGCCCGAAAGCUGGCGCCUUGUCCUCGUCUUUGACGCAGUCGACCGCCAGCGAGACGCUCCUCCAACGCUCCUCACUGCUCUAGCAAGACUAUCCGAAUCAGUCACACAUUUCCAACCCAAUCCCUGCUACUGCGAGCUCCUGAACGCUUACUUUCUCCUCUUCACCAAGAUACCCUGCCUGACUUGCGUCUUUAUCGUCACCGCCCCUCCGCCGGGCUUCCUCCGCACCUCCUUCGCGCAGCAUAUCCAAUUUCCAAAUUACACCAAACAGGAAUUCGUCAAGAUUCUCUCCGCCACCCCGCCGCCGCCGACCCCGACGACCACACAGGACGACACAAACUUCCUCUGGACCCGCUUCUGCGGCGCCGUCUGCGAUGCCCUCACGACAUCGGCCUCCCGUACACUGCCCUCGUGCCGCCACAGCUGCGAGGCCCUUUGGCCGCGCUUCACCGCACCUAUACUCGCGCGCACCCACGGCCCGCGCGAAUUUUCCAAGCUCCUCAUCGCCUCGCGCGUUCACUUCCAGGAUGAGAGCCUCCUGAACCCGAGCAUCGUUUUCGUCAAGCCCGGCGCGGCCUCAUCGGCGACCGCCGUUAACGGCCAUGGCCCGGGGCCCGCCGGGACGCCAUCGAAGCACGCGACGGCGCAGCAGGCCAUGAGCACCGCCACCGCCGACCUGACAACGCUGCUGCCCACCACGACGCGACUGUUGCUGCUGGCGGCGUACCUGGCAUCGCACAACGCCGCCAAGCAUGAUCUGGUGCUCUUCUCGACCUACCACCACGGUCGACGCAAGCGUCGCGGCGGGGGUUUCGUGGCGCCGAAACGGGGCCGCCCCAGCAAACACAAAAAGAUCUCGCGCAAGUUGCUCGGCGCGCAUGCUUUCGUCCUCGAGCGCAUGCUCGCCAUCUUCGCGGCCCUACGAUGCGAAUGGGCCGCCGACGACGGGCUCGCCGCCGGGAGCGUGGUCGACGGGGACGUCGGCAUGGCGAUCUCGACCCUUGCGAGCUUGCGGUUGCUAAUGAAGGUCGGCAUGGCAGGUGAUCCGAUGGAUCGGGGCGGCAAGUGGAGGAUCAAUGUGGGAUGGGACGUCAUCAGGGGCGUAGGGAGAAGCCUCGGUAUCGAGGUGGAGGAAUGGCUUGUCGACUAG